AGAACCGGAGUCCUGGGUCCAGGCGCGACUGUCAUCUCCGUCCUCGGAAACGGGUCUCCAUCCCCGGCCAGCCGGGCCCGCAGGCCCCGCUCCCCGUCUCCCGACCGGGCGGGCAGCCCCCGCGCCUCGGGUCCGCGCAGACACGAGGCCGGACCUCACAGCUGGGGCGCCGCGCCCGGGUUGGCGCGACCGCGGGAGUCACGACACGCCAAGUGCGCCUGCGUGGGGCUCCCGCCUGGAGCCGGACAUUUCACGCCGCGCCCGAGAGCACCGCGCCUGCGCAGGCCGCGGACCGUGGCCCCGCUUCUCGGGUCCGAGGGGCGCGUAGGGAAUGCGCAUCCGCGGGGCGGGCCUUCUCCGCUGACGGCUUGCGCGCAUCGCGCCUGCGCGGGCUGAGGGCGGUGGCUCCGGCUCGCGCUCCUGCCAGGCACCAUCCGCCCCUCAGAGCUAGCGGUGUGGACACUGAACUCAGCGGAGAACGCGGCUGAGUAGAAAUGGAGAGGAAAAUGAAACAUUAAAAGUGGCAGCUAUGUGGCAGAUCCUAAAAGAACUAUGGCAACAUCAGGUGACUGCCCCGGAAGUGAAUCUCAGGGGAGAGAAGAACCUGUGGAACACUGUGAACAGCACCUCCCAGAAGGUGUGCACCCCGAGGAGUUUGUGGCCAUCGCGGACUAUUCUGCCACCGAUGAGACACAGCUCAGUUUUCUGAGAGGAGAGAAAAUUCUCAUCCUGAGACAAACGACUGCUGACUGGUGGUGGGGCGAGCGCGCCGGUUACUGUGGGUACAUUCCAGCGAACCACCUUGGGAAGGACCUGGAGGAGGGUGACCCCGAGGACACCUGGCAGGAUGAGGAGUACUUCGGCAGCUACGGAACCCUGAAACUUCACCUGGAGAUGUUGACAGACCAGCCACGAACAACUAAAUAUCACCACGUGAUCCUGCAGAACAGGGCGUCCCUCAAAGACAAAGUGAUUCUGGAUGUCGGCUGUGGGACCGGGAUCAUCAGCCUCUUCUGUGCACAUUAUGCGCAGCCCAGAGCAGUGUACGCAGUGGAGGCCAGCGAGAUGGCCCAGCACACGGGGCAGCUCGUCAUGCAGAAUGGCUUCGCCGACAUCAUCACUGUAUUCCAGCAGAAGGUGGAGGACGUGGUGCUGCCGGAGAAGGUGGACGUGCUGGUGUCCGAGUGGAUGGGGACCUGCCUGCUGUUUGAGUUCAUGAUUGAGUCCAUCCUGUACGCCCGGGAUGCAUGGCUGAAGGAGGGUGGGAUCAUCUGGCCAACCACUGCCGCACUGCACCUCGUGCCCUGCAGCGCUGACAAAGACUACCGCAGCAAGGUUCUCUUCUGGGACAACGCCUAUGAGUUCAACCUCAGCGCUCUCAAAUCGUUAGCGAUUAAGGAGUUUUUUUCGAAGCCCAAGUAUAACCACAUUUUGAAACCAGAAGACUGUCUCUCUGAGCCGUGCACUAUAUUACAGCUGGACAUGAGAACGGUGCAGAUUGCUGAACUGGAGGACCACCCACUGGAAGCAGGUGCUGUUUAUGAUGGACGAGCCCGUCCCCGUCCACGCAGGGGAUGUGCUCACAGGCUCGAUUGUGCUGCAGAGAAACCCAGUGUGGAGGAGGCACAUGUCCGUCGCUCUGAGCUGGUCCGUCACCUCCAGACAGGACCCCACGGUGCAGAGAGUUGGAGAAAAAGUCUUUCCGAUCUGGAGAUGACAGUUGAAGUUCUCUUUGGGAAGCAGUGUGAGCUUGUUGGAGGAAAGCAGAGCGAGGAGCUCACACCCGAUGCGAACACUCCUUCUUGUGAAACCUGCGGACGCUCACUCUGUCUUGCAGGCGGUCACACCCUUCUCUGUGGCCCCACGACAAAUGCUCGGGCUGCCCCGCCAGUCACGGCCCGUGUCUGUCCUCUAGAGGUAGCUGUGUUUCCAGGUGUCCACAGUGCUGUCCACAGUGCCCACCUGUGGACAGGCUGGGGCACAGUGCUCCUAAGCUAGGUCUAGUUCCGCACUCAUAGGACGCGCGUCAACCUUGUUCUCCUGUGAAGUGACUAUUCGUGCAUCAUGUGUUACUGGUGUCCUUACUGCCCUCAGUUCAUCCACUCACCAUGCAGAACGUGGGGUUGCACAGAGCCGUGCAGGACCUGGGGUGGCAGUGCAUGCGCUGGGCUCUGCAUGAGGUAGUACCUUGUAGAGAUGUCUUCCAAAUAAAUCGUGUUGGCACAUAGUACAUCUCAAUAAAUAUUUUUAAAUAAACGAAUGUUCGUGUAGAUCCUA
Molecule: messenger RNA, 2277 nt
Organism: Myotis myotis
Lineage: Eukaryota; Metazoa; Chordata; Mammalia; Chiroptera; Vespertilionidae
Gene: PRMT2
Product: protein arginine methyltransferase 2
Exons: 10
Coding region: 553-1998 (481 amino acids)
Biological process (GO): peptidyl-arginine methylation
Cellular component (GO): nucleus
Molecular function (GO): protein-arginine N-methyltransferase activity; protein binding
Source: RefSeq, a predicted model, not a curated record